AAUACUCAUUUAUCCCCAGCUUCUGUUGAUUAGCUCAUUUUCACUGCGGCCUCUUCUCUUCGCUUUCCGUAUUGCAGUUUCUCUGAGGGAAAUGGCGGCUCCCGAGCAGCCUCUACCGCCGAUGGCAAGAGGAUGUCAGAACUCUGCUUCACUCUCUCCGUCACGGGGCGACCGAACCCUUCUUGUGAGGCACCUGCCAGCCGAGCUGACUGCUGAAGAGAAAGAGGAUUUGCUGAAAUAUUUCGGGGCGCAGUCGGUGCGCGUCCUGUCAGAUAAGGGACGACUGAAACAUACAGCUUUUGCUACUUUUCCUAGUGAAAAAGCAGCUAUAAAGGCAUUGACAAGACUUCAUCAGCUGAAACUUUUGGGUCAUACUUUAGUUGUUGAAUUUGCAAAAGAACAAGAUCGAGUUCAUUCCCCAUGUCCCUCUUCAGACACUGAAAAAAAGAAAAGAUCUGAUGAUCCUGUGGAAGAUGAUAAAGAAAAGAAAGAACUUGGUUGUUUAACCAUAGAAAAUGGGAUUGCACCAAACCAUGGGCUGACUUUUCCUCUGAAUUCAUGUCUCAAGUAUAUGUACCCACCACCUUCAAGCACAAUCCUAGCAAACAUAGUAAAUGCUUUGGCAAGUGUGCCUAAGUUCUAUGUACAGGUUCUUCAUCUUAUGAAUAAAAUGAAUUUGCCCACACCUUUUGGACCAAUUACUGCGCGACCUCCCAUGUAUGAAGACUAUAUGCCAUUACAUGCACCUCUUCCACCUGCAUCUCCUCAGCCACCAGAGGAACCUCCUUUGCCAGAUGAGGAGGAGGAAUUAUCAAGUAAAGAAUCAGAAUAUGAAAGCAGUGAUGAUGAAGACCGACAGAGAAUGACCAAACUAAUGGAACUAGCAAAUCUUCAGCCCAAAAGGCCAAAAACAAUAAAGCAGCACCAUGUUAGAAAAAAGCGAAAAAUAAAGGAUAUGUUGAAAACACCAUCUACUGCACACAGCAGUUUACAUCCAGUGCUGUUACCUUCGGAUGUAUUUGACCAACCACAACCUGUAGGUAAUAAGAAAAUUGAAUUUCAUAUAUCUACUGACAUGCCAUCUGCAUUUAAGAAAGAUCUAGAAAAAGAACAAAAUUGUGAAGAACAAAAUUAUGAUUUACCUGCUACUGAAGGUGAUGCACCCAAUGUAGGAUUUGGAAAAAUCUUCCCCAAACCUAAUUUGAACAUCACAGAGGAGAUUAAAGAAGACUGUGAUGAAAUGCCAUCAGAGUGUAUUUCUAGAAGGGAGUUGGAAAAAGGCAGAAUUUCUAGAGAAGAAAUGGAAACACUUUCAGUUUUCAGAAGUUACGAACCUGGUGAACCAAACUGUAGAAUUUACGUAAAGAAUUUAGCUAAACAUGUUCAAGAAAAGGACCUUAAGUUUAUUUUUGGGAGAUACGUUGACUUUUCUUCAGAAACACAACGGAUAAUGUUUGAUAUACGUUUGAUGACAGAAGGUCGCAUGAAAGGACAAGCUUUCAUUGGACUUCCAAAUGAAAAAGCAGCAGCAAAAGCCUUAAAGGAAGCUAAUGGAUAUGUUCUUUUUGGAAAACCUAUGGUGGUUCAAUUUGCUCGAUCUGCUAGACCAAAACAAGAUUCUAAAGAAGGAAAAAGAAAGUGUUAAAAAUUAAUAAAGAAGCAUUCCUGCGUAAAUACUGCUGUAAUACUGUCAUACAAAGUGUAUCCUUUCUUGUUGUAUCCUUUUUGGGGCAGUGUUUUUUGUUCUUCCUAGAAAUGUUUUGUCACUUUCCCACUCAUGGAUUCAGAAUAAGCAAUAGUUUUUUAUAAUUUUAUUCAAAUGAGUUAUUUUUAAAAUUAUCAACAUUGAUUGGACAAAUCAUUUAUGUGGUGUUUUUUUUUGUUUUUUGGGAAGUUUUUUUGUUGUUUGUUUUUUUGUUGUUUUGGGUUUUUUUUGUUGUUUUUGUUUUUUUGGUUUUUUUGCUUUGUUGCUGAAUUUUCUAUGCCGUUCUUGAGGUUAUGUAAUUUUUCCAGGGAAAGUUAGUGAAUCAGGUCAACGUAUUUACUUGGAGAAUGUAUGCAUUUGCUUUAACACAGAAAUUAGUCUUGUUUCUUAUAUUUAUGUAUUUCCUAAACCUAAUUCAGUAACAUGCCUUCUGUUUUAUGAUGUAUCUGGUUUAGGUGUUCUAUAUAAUGUGUUGUAAAUUUUGUUUGGGGAAAGGAUUUUUUUCAUUUAAAAAAGUACACAUAAUGAAAAUUAAAAUAACUGGAUUUCCUUGUCAGUUCCAAAUAAGAGGAGCAGGUUUUAAUCUUGAUCUCACAUCUCAGGUUUUAAUAUUGAUAUGUCUUUUGACAUAGAUAGCAAGCAGAAGUAUCUUUUUUCCUCUUUCUUUUUCUAAACAAAACAAAAGGAAUAAGAAAAGAGGAACAGAGAGGAGAAGACAUAAUGUUGACUCAGGGUAGCACAUUAAGUGAAAAGAAACAAUACUGGUUCCUUUUGCUUCCAUGUCUUCCAACUGCUUUCCAACUUUGAGGAGAAGAAAUUGACACCUGGACUAUGGAACUAAAGAAAAAGGACUCAUGCUGCUUGUUCCACCAGACCUUGCAGACAGAUUGCAGGAGGUUGACAUGGUAAGAAAUCUUACCUUUUGCCAGCUGUCUCAGAUGUGCCAGGAUUUCUCAACUACAACAAUCUCAGGGUGAGCAAUAUUUAGCCAGUUAAAGUUUAUCCUGCCAACUAGCCAACUGUUGGGGAGGAAAAAAUUUCCUUCAAGAUUCUUCUAACUGGUCUAAGAAUUAAGCUGACAUGAAACAAAUUCAUAGUAGGAAAAAAACAUUUUAAUUAAUGGAGGCCCAAUAAUAACAUGAAGUCUUAAAUAUUCAAGUUAUAUGCUUCUGUACAUUUUAUGCGGAUGUUGCCAGGUGAACUGGGGAGACCCAGGGAGAUUCCAGGCCAGGGGGCCUCAACUUAGCUGAAGGAGUUGUCAAGAGCUCUCUGUCUUGUCUUGAAAAAACUCAAGGACAGGCACACAACACAGUGGAUGAGCGACAUAAGCAGGAAAGUUUAUUAAACUGAAAAGUAUA
Molecule: messenger RNA, 3063 nt
Organism: Lynx canadensis (Canada lynx)
Lineage: Eukaryota; Metazoa; Chordata; Mammalia; Carnivora; Felidae
Gene: RNPC3
Product: RNA binding region (RNP1, RRM) containing 3
Exons: 17
Coding region: 92-1645 (517 amino acids)
Biological process (GO): mRNA splicing, via spliceosome
Cellular component (GO): U12-type spliceosomal complex
Molecular function (GO): protein binding; pre-mRNA intronic binding; U12 snRNA binding
Source: RefSeq, a predicted model, not a curated record